AUGUCUUAUCAAGAACAAGAUUUUACUGACAAAGAAUCAACUAAUCCAAGAAAAAAUCAAAGUUUUGAAGAUUGUAAUAAAAGAGAAAUUUUUACAAAUGACAGAGAAUUAUUAUUUGAUAGUAUUGAAACAAAAGGUGUUGAAUUAACGAAAAAAGAAAAAAAGGAGAAAAUUAGAGAAAUUAGACAAAUGAUGAUCAGUGCAAACAAAUUCUUUGUAAAAAAUGAUAAUAAUUCAUGCAUAUCAGUACUUAAAGAAAUUUUAAUAAAAUCACCAAAAAAUGCAAAUGCAUAUUUUAUGAUAGGAUUGGUAUUUGAAGAAAUGAAAGAUUUAAUGAAAGCAUAUAAUUUCUUUCUUAUUGCUUCACAGCUUAUGAAAACCAAUUAUUUGCUAUGGGAGAAAUUAUACGAGUUAAGUACAACAUUAAACUUGUUGUCUGAUAAAAUCUAUUUUAUUCAGAUAUUGCAACGUAGACAAAAUACAAAAGAAUUGGUUGAAGAAAAAUUACAACUGUAUACAAUUCUCAAAUCAAAGUAUAAAAUUUUAGAAACAAAAAUAGAGCUUUUUUAUUUUAAAGGUGUAGAUUUUAACAUUUUUAAUAUUAUACGAAAUGAAACUAAGCAUAAAUUUAUGACUGCAAGAUGUGCAUUGUAUCUUAUAAAAUAUUUUGAAAAAUAUCCUGCGAAUUGUGGACUAGACUUUUUACAAAAUAUAAUUAGAUUGCAAUAUGACACAGGAUAUUUAUUUAAAACUAGAAAUCUUAUAGAAAAAUAUUUAUUAGGAAAGGUUAUUUUACCAAGGGAUAUUAGAAUAAUUUAUAUUAUGUGUGUUUUAGUAAACAAUGACCCACCAGAAAAAAUUGAGUCAAGUUUUACUGAUUAUAAUAUUGAUGAUAUAGAAUUUAGAGAAGCACUUUUUGAGGCUAAAGAAUCCGUUCUAAAAAAUCUUAAUUGUAAAGAUGAGAUAUUUGAUAUUUAUGAAAACAAUAAUGAAGAGUGUAGUAAAACUUUAGAGAUAAAUAGUUUACUAUCAUCUACAGAUUUAUAUGAAAAAUAUUCAGAUAUUGAUAUAUUCAUUAGGGAUUUAUCACAGUGGGAAAAUUUUACUGAAAUCGAAUACAUAAAAGGACUUUUAGAAAUAUUUCUUAAGUUAAAUAUGGAUGAUAAGUAUCUUGAAGUUUUAAAUAUCUUGGAAAAUAAAAUAGACACACUAAAAGAAUAUGUAUACAAUAGUUAUGGUGACUUUUAUUUUACAAAAAAAGAUUUUAUAAAUGCACUUUUUUAUUAUCAAGAGACUCUAAAAAUCAAUCCAGAUAAUAAUUUAAUUAAAAGUAAACUAUACGAAAUAUAUAAAAUUAUGGGGAAUAUUGAUCUGGCUAACAAAUUUCGUACAAUUUCAUCUUUGAUUAAUUUUGUUAAUGAUGUUCAAAAUGAUGAUAAAUUUAAGUUUAUGUCAUCUAUUGAAAAAUGUAAUGAAAAUAGGAAUAUUUAUUCUAAAUCCAGGUUACUUUUUAGAGAAAAUUUUCAUGAAUAUAAUUAUGUUGUACGCCCACUUAUAAAUGACUUUUUAGAAAAUAGAUUUUUUUUUACAAAAAUUAAGAAGGUAAAACUUGACAAGGACGAUGUCGACCCAAAUGAAGAAAUUUGUGAAGCCAAUACACGCCUGUUAAGUCUUCACGGAUUAAAUAUCGAUGAAUGGUCUGCCAUUCUUUUGGAAUUUAUAAUUUAUAAUAUUACUCAAAGUAAUUUAAAAGAUGCUUCUCAUCUCUUAAAAAAAUCUCUUGAUUGUAAUAUUUUUAAGAAAAAAUAUGAAAUUUUUUUGCAAUUUGUUUUUUUAACUAUAAAACACGCAAUUUUUUGUAAUGACCUUAAUCUUCUUUCUAAUUGUUUUAAAAAAGUAUUCAGAGUGUUUAGGGAUUACAGCUGGGCAAAUUUUUAUUUUUAUCUUCUGAACUUCUUCCCAGAUUACAUUUUUAAAAACAGCUAUGGAAGUGUUGUUAGAAAUAUUAGAAGGACAUUCAAAAGAAAUCAUGUUUUAAUUUCUGGAAUUAAAAAAAAGUAUUCCUCUGUUUAUGAAUCAUUAGAUUUAAAUUUACUAUUAGGCACCUUUUUUAUUCAAAAUAUUGCUAAAAAGUCAUAUAAAAUUAUUAAUAAUAUUAUUCUUGAUGGAAGUGUUAGAGACAGAAUGACUUAUUAUAUUAUUUUAAUUAUAACUUAUAAAAGUAGAAGGAAUGAUAUAAAAAAUGAAAUGUUAAAAAAAGGUAUAGAAGGAUUAAAGGCAUUGACAUCUAUGUGUAAUCAUGAAGAGUUGUGUAAUUUAUCGUAUAAUAUUGGAGUAACAUAUCACUUAUUUGGAUAUAUUGGAUUUGCCGAAAAGUAUUAUCUAGAGGCUUUAAAGUCUAGAAAUAAUGAGUUACGAAGGAUGGCUAGAUUAAGUCAUAUAAUUAUUUAUAAAAAAAGUAAUCAAUAUUUACUGGAAAAAUUAUACGCUGAAGAUGAGAUGCCUAUAUAA
Vairimorpha ceranae is the source of this 2511-nucleotide messenger RNA. RefSeq names its product transcription factor tau-like protein (tfiiic-like protein). NCBI's taxonomy places the organism in Eukaryota, Fungi, Microsporidia, Nosematidae. The record is from RefSeq and is a predicted model, not a curated record. Gene Ontology annotation, biological process: transcription by RNA polymerase III. The coding region runs from base 1 to 2511 and encodes 836 amino acids. Gene Ontology annotation, molecular function: protein binding. Gene Ontology annotation, cellular component: transcription factor TFIIIC complex. The transcript has a single exon.